CCACUAUAAUAGGAAGAAACAUAUCUUUCGUCGCAUCGUGUCGAAUACGCUCGAAGGAAGAUAAUAAGAGAAGAAUAAGUUUAGAAGAAGAGGAUCAUCGUAGUUAUCAUCGUCGUUUCUCAACCUCGUGAUACGAAGAGAAGAUAGAACGAAUUUAAAUUCGCAAUGGAGGAUACAGGGAACAACGCCGCAGGUGACGGAAUGAUAGUCGAUGAUACCAAUGAAACUACAACGACGAUAACAACAACGCCAGUGAAGCAAACAACAGCAAAGAAAGUAGCAAAACCAAAAGCUAAGGUACAAAGAUCUAAAUCAACUCAUCCACCAACCUCUGAAAUGGUGACUGCCGCCAUUAAAGAUUUGAAGGAUCGCAAAGGUUCGUCUCUGCAGGCAAUCAAGAAAUAUGUUAUUGCUACGUACAAGGUUGACGGUGAUAAAGUUACGCCGUUUAUAAAGAAAUACUUGAAGAAUGCAGUAUCGAAUGGCGUGGUUGUACAAACCAAAGGAAAGGGUGCAUCUGGAUCGUUCAAGCUUUCGAACGCCAAGACCACUACUGCAGGAAGUGGUGGUACUACUGGUGGCGGAAGUGGAGGUAGUGCUGCUGGCGGUAGUGCUAAAGCUAAAGUACAACGUCGUCUUACGAAGGAAAAGAAGACCAAUGAUAAAUCCGUUGAAAAAAAAACUGUAACAGCACGGAAAGCAGCGGCAACUAGUACUGCCAAGAAAAUCAAAACGCCGACGAAGAAAAACGAAUCCGUUAAGAAAUCGCCCGAACAAAAAAAAUCCAAAGUUAACUCUAGAGCCGCAGCUGCAGCUGCAGCAGCAGCUAAUCUUUCCGCUACUGAAAAGAAGUCUGCGAAGAAACCGGCACAACCAAAAACCGUAUCGAAAACUAAGAAAACCGCUAAGGCGCCUGCCGCCAAAACUAAAACUCCCAAGCCGAAGAAAGCUACAACUGCUAAGGCUGUUGCAAAGAAAUAAUCUCUCUCUUUUUCGAAAGAGAGAGAGAGAAAAGGGGGGCAGAAAAAGAGAGUACAAAAGGUCCUUUUUAGGGCCACA
This is a messenger RNA of Vespula vulgaris, 1059 nucleotides long. Its product is annotated as late histone H1-like. NCBI's taxonomy places the organism in Eukaryota, Metazoa, Arthropoda, Insecta, Hymenoptera, Vespidae. The record is from RefSeq and is a predicted model, not a curated record. Gene Ontology annotation, cellular component: nucleosome; nucleus. The coding region runs from base 166 to 981 and encodes 271 amino acids. The transcript has a single exon. Gene Ontology annotation, molecular function: structural constituent of chromatin; double-stranded DNA binding; nucleosomal DNA binding. Gene Ontology annotation, biological process: chromosome condensation; nucleosome assembly; negative regulation of DNA recombination.